AUGGCUCGUUCUCUGGAAGGCAAGCUCGGUAUUGUCACCGGUGCAUCUCGAGGCAUUGGUAUCGCCAUCGCCGAGAACCUUGCUUCGAAGGGCUGCAACCUCGUACUGGGUUACACUUCCCCUUCCUCUAAGGCCCCCGCCGAACAGCUGGCCGCCGACCUGCGAGCAAAGCACAACAUCCAGGCUCUGCCUGUACAGGCCGACAUGGGCGACCCCACCGGCCCGCGCUCCCUCGUCGAGACCGCAAAAGCCCAUUUCCAAAAGGACGGCAAGUUCCAAGUCGAUGUGAUCAUCAACAACGCCGGCGUCGCCCAGAACAAUCUCCUUCCAGACGUCACCAUUGAACAAUUUGAUGUCUCCUAUCGUGUCAACGUUCUCGGCCCUCUAUUGUUGGUCCAGGCUGUCCAGCCCUAUCUCCCUACCGACAGGAGCGGCCGCAUCGUAAACAUGUCCUCCGUGUCUUCCUCCCUGGGCUUCCCGGAGCAGAGCGUCUAUGGCGGCACCAAGGCGGCGCUGGAAGCCAUGACGCGCACAUGGGCGCGCGAGCUCAGCGAGAACGCCACCGUCAACGCAGUCAACCCAGGUCCCGUCCUUACGGAGAUGUACGCAAGCAACACGCCCGAGUUCAAGCGUUAUAUUAAGAACUUCAUCGAGCAUACCCCCCUCAUGCGCGCUCGUAAGGGAAUUGACUCGGACGAGUUGGUUGCCGAUGCUGAGGAGGCUGGCGGACGCCCCGCUUACGUUGGAGAGAUUGCCGGUAUCGUGGGCAUGCUUGUCUCUGCAGAGUCGGCAUGGUGUACUGGUCAGGUUGUAUGUGCCAACGGCGGCAUGCUGUACCCCUUCGACGACGUCCUCAACCUUGAGGAACAAUUCUUCUCAGAGGGCUACAGGCAGGGAACCGAGGACGGCAUCCUGGCCGGCAAGAUCGAAGGCCGCUCCGUUGGCCUUGCAAAAGGUUACGAAAAGUUCCUCGAGAGCGGAAGGAUACACGGAAAAUCCGUUGUCUGGGCCAACAGGCUGUCUCUGCCACAAAAGACUGGGGUCGUUACCUCGUCUUCCGACAAGGAAGCUCAGCAGCAAACACCAACAGAGUUAAAGACUUGCUCACUACCACUCUUGGCACCCAACGCGAGACUGGAGAAGAAUGUCACCGCAGCUUUUGCUUUGGUUGAGCCGGACACUCUCUCUACACAGAACAGCGAUGAUGCCGUCAAUGACUUUGACGACAGAUUCAAGAGGGCUCAGGGCAAGGUGAAAAUCAUUGAGAGGAUGACUGGAGAGGGUUCUACAACCAAAGAUGCGACCGAGGCUUCUAAGAGUACUGAGGCGAAGGAGCACUGA
Messenger RNA from Colletotrichum truncatum, 1341 nucleotides. Its product is annotated as 3-oxoacyl-(acyl-carrier-protein) reductase. Lineage: Eukaryota; Fungi; Ascomycota; Sordariomycetes; Glomerellales; Glomerellaceae. Gene Ontology annotation, molecular function: oxidoreductase activity, acting on the CH-OH group of donors, NAD or NADP as acceptor. The record is from RefSeq and is a predicted model, not a curated record.